UUUGUUUUUAAAGUCUUUAUUUAAAAAAAUGCCGACAAUCGAAUCUUCACACAGACAAUUAUUAAAUGAAUAUUCUAAACAGAAUUUUACCGUUAUUGGACGUAUUUUGGAAGAUAUACAAAAUGAAUUUAAUGAAAUACAAAUUAAAAAAGGUGUUUGGCCAUCUCUAAAUAUUUUAAAGGAUUAUUAUGAAAUUAAAGCUAUUUAUCUUGCAAAAGAAGGAAAAUUAAUUGAAUUUGGACAGGCAAUUAAAGAUGUAGAAGCUUUAUAUGAAGCUGGGAUUAAUGAUGGAAAGCAAAUUUUGGAUUCGAAACAAAAAGAUUUAAUGUUUGGACUUUAUUUAAUGUAUUUAUUGGCUACUAAUCAAAUUGGAAAAUUUAAUUUGAAAAUUGAGAAAAUUGAUUAUAAAACAAGAAUGGGCAAUCCUUUCUUUGCUGUCCCGGCACGUUUGGGGCUUUGUUUGACAGAAGGAGCUUAUAAUUCUAUAAAUCUUGCUGAAAAUGACCUUCCAACUCCUUAUUUCAAACCUUUUAUGAAUAGUUUGAAGGAAUCUAUAAAAAAUGAAAUUGCUGAAAGUUUGGAAAUUAGUUAUCGAGCAAUUCCUGUUAAUAUUGCUAUGAAAAAACUUUCUUUAAAAAAUAAUGAGGAAACUUUGGCUUUUGGAAAUAAGAGAGGGUGGAUUUUGAAAGGUAAUGAAUUUCUUGUUGCUGGAAAAGGAACAAACUUUGAUGAUCAAAAAAUGCCAACUUUAGCUUUAGCAAGUGGAGCUGAACGUGUUCUUCAACCAUUAAAUACCGAACAAAGUUUGAAACGACUUUUUAAUUAUUCGAGUCAUCUGGAACGUAUUGUUUAA
Meloidogyne enterolobii is the source of this 853-nucleotide messenger RNA. The record is from the annotation of a GenBank genome assembly. NCBI's taxonomy places the organism in Eukaryota, Metazoa, Nematoda, Chromadorea, Rhabditida, Meloidogynidae.